Molecule: messenger RNA, 1527 nt
Organism: Closterium sp. Yama58-4
Lineage: Eukaryota; Viridiplantae; Streptophyta; Zygnematophyceae; Desmidiales; Closteriaceae
Source: the annotation of a GenBank genome assembly
AUGCAUGCUUUUCGUGCCAACCUGCCCGCCAUCUGCUCUGCUGUGUGCGCAGCGGGCAGAGGAGGGGAGGGCCAGGGGGGCUAUCUGCUGGUGCAGCUGGCAGGGGGACUCAACCAGAUGCGCGCAGGGAUCUGUGACGCGGUGGUGGUGGCGAAGCUGCUGGGGGCGUCGCUGAUGCUGCCAUUGUUGGAUAACUCCUCCUGGUGGGCCGACGGCAGCACAUUCGCGGACGUGUUUGACGCGGGGCACUUUGCCCGCGUGCUGGCGCCGUGGGUGCGCGUGGUGGACCGCCUGCCCUCUGCGCUGCGCCACCGCCCCCCCCUCGAGCGCACCGUGCCACGCGGCUCCACUGCUGAGUACUAUGAGACACGCGUCAGAGCGAUGAUCAGGAAGGCGCAGGUGCUGAAGCUGAACCAUUUCGAUUCAAGGCUGCAUGACCAACUACCACUGGACCUGCAGAAGCUGCGCUGCGUGGCAAACUACGAGGCGCUGCGCUUCGUGCCGGUGGUCACGCAAGCCGUCACGCGCCUCACGCACGCCCUCACCCACCCCUCCGCCACGCCCGCCUCCACUGCCCUCGACCCCGCCGCACAUGCUGCUCUCCCCACCGCUGCUGCUCAGGCUCGCCGUGCUGCCGUGGGUGCUGCAGCAGCAGCAGCGCAAGGCGCACACGGGCAGGGGGGAGAGAGGGAGCAGGUGGAGGGAGGGAUGCAGGCGAAGGGGAGUGGCGGGGCGGUCAAGUACGUCGCGAUUCAUCUGAGGUACGAGCCGGACAUGCUGGCGUUCACGGGGUGCGAGUACGAGGGGGGCGCGGCGGAGAAGGCACUGUUUGAGUCAAUCCGACAGCGCUGGGCCAACCUGCCCGCCAUGGACGCUGAGAAGCAGAGGGCCAAGGGCAUGUGCAUCGUCACGCCCUCCCAGGUGGCACUGGCCUUGCAGGCGCUGGGCUUGCCACGGUCCACGCGCGUGUACAUCGCGUCGGGGGCGCUGCACGGUGGGCCGGCGGCGCUGCAGCCGCUGCUGCGUGCCUUCCCCUUCACCACGGACAAGCACUCCCUCGCACACUCCCACGCCAUGGCCCAUGCCCGCACAGGGGGGCGGGACGAUGACGACGAGGAGGGGGAUGAGGCAUGGGGUGCGGGUGGGGGCGGGAGCGGGGAAGAGGGGGUGAGGGGGGAGGGGGGAGGGGCGUUUGCGGGGUUGGAGGGGCGCAAGACGCUGCUGGCGGCGGUGGACUAUGAGAUGUGUCGGGGGGCGGCGCUGCUCGUCACUAACAACAAUGGCAACAUGGCCCACCUGUUAGCGGGCCACAGAAGGUACGACGGUGCGGGCGGCACGGUGCACCUCUUUGGCUCCUCCAUCCACCGCCUCCUUGCUGCCAUCCAACAUGGGGAUCACGAGGCUUCUCAAAAGCUUCGCAAUCGGCUGCUCAAGGGCGACCUUGGCAGUGAGGGGGAGAGCAAUGAGAAGGCUGCAGCGAGAGGAGGGUUUUACGCAUUUCCACGGGAUUGUUUGUGUCAAGUCUGA